This is a messenger RNA of Phlebotomus argentipes, 1518 nucleotides long. RefSeq names its product DNA/RNA-binding protein KIN17 (gene kin17). Gene Ontology annotation, cellular component: nucleus. NCBI's taxonomy places the organism in Eukaryota, Metazoa, Arthropoda, Insecta, Diptera, Psychodidae. Bases 115 to 1269 code for a protein of 384 amino acids. The record is from RefSeq and is a predicted model, not a curated record. Gene Ontology annotation, molecular function: double-stranded DNA binding. Gene Ontology annotation, biological process: DNA damage response; DNA replication. The transcript has 2 exons.
UGUGGUGAAUAUCUCAAGCUGUCAUCAAGCAGUAGAAAACGUAAACAAGGCUGUCUUCUCGUUCUUUUCUCCUGAAUAUCAAGCAUUUAAGCCAGCGAUAAAGGGUGAUUCACGAUGGGGCGCGCUGAGGUGGGUACUCCCAAGUACCUGGCCAACAAGAUGAAGGCCAAGGGACUGCAGAAGCUGCGCUGGUACUGCCAAAUGUGCCAGAAGCAGUGCAGAGAUGAGAAUGGCUUCAAGUGCCACACCAUGAGCGAAUCCCACCAGCGGCAGUUGCUGCUCUUCGCCGACAAUUCGCGGCGCUACAUCGAUGACUUCUCGCGGGAGUUCGCCAAGGGCUACACGGAGAUCCUGCGACGGCAGUUCGGCACGAAGCGCGUGGCGGCCAACAAGGUGUACCAGGAGUACAUCACGGACAAGAAUCACCUGCACAUGAACGCCACGAAGUGGCUCUCGCUCACGGGCUUCGUGCUGUGGCUGGGCAAGACGGGGCAGUGCGUUGUGGACGAGACGGAGAAGGGCUGGUACAUCACGUACAUCGACAGGGAUCCGGAGACGAUUGCGCGCCAGGAGAAGAUGGCGAAGAAGCAGAAGAUGGACAAGGAUGACGAGGAGCGUCUGCAGGAGUUCAUUGAGAAGCAAGUGGAGAAGGGCAAGAAGGAUGUGCCCGGCUGUAGCACAGCCAGCGACGAUACCAAGGAGUUUGUGCGCGAGAGUGAGGACGAGAAGAUCAAGCUGAACAUCAAUUUGACGAAGAAGAGCAAGUCAGAGGCCGUCUUCAAGACGCCACUCAGCUUCUCUCGGCCAGGCGAGGCGAAGCGACAGCGCAAAGAGCGCGACGAGGGCAGGAGAGUGUCGGCUCUGGAUGAGAUCAUGAAGAUUGAGGAGUCGAAGAAGGAGACGAGCAAUAGGAAGAGCUACUGGCUGUGCGAGGGAAUUGUCGUGAAGAUCGUGAGCAAGUCCAUUGGCGAUGGGCGGAUGUACAAGGAGAAGGCCGUCGUGCAGGAGAUGCUGGACAAGUACAGGGCGAAAGUGAAGCUGCUGGAGACCGGAGAAAAGGUGGCCGUGCACCAGGACGACGUGGAGACGGUCAUUCCGCAGAUUGGCAAGGAGAUUCUCAUCCUCAACGGCGCCUAUCGAGGCUCCAGAGCACUGCUCAAGAGCCUCCAGGAGGAUGACUACUGCGUCACCGUGGAAAUCACACGAGGACCUCUGACAGGACGCCAGAUCAGCAACAUUCAAUAUGAGGACAUAAGCAAACUGUACUGAAGAUUUUGGGGAUAAAAAUAAAGAACUGGGUUUGAGUCUCCACUAAGAAAUCUUGCAUUUUUCAUCAUUAUUUUAUUUCAUACUGCAUUUUUAGAUUCAUUAUAAAUAGUUUUGUUUCUCCUCGUGACAUUCUCUAAGAUGUUUGCAUGUUGGAAAAAAGAAAUCAAAAGCUUUCUAUACAUCAAUGUAAAUUCCCUCCAUUUCUUUUGGCUGGAAAACUUUCCAACCAGAGAAUAAAAAAAAAGAAAA